AAACAAACUUCGAUUUUUGACAAAAAAAAAGAAGAAGAAGAAACAACAAUGUUUACUGAAUUUUGUGAUUCAUCUCAUUAUACAUUUGAAUUUGGUUUUUGAAAAUUCAUUUUAGAUAUAACAAAAUGUACGGUCUUCUCAUCGAAAACAUUAUCCAAUACAUACAGGAUAAUUUUGGUGUCGAUAAAUGGAAUGAAAUACGUCGAUUAGCACAGAUUGAAGAAACUAGUUUCCAUACACAUACCGUUUAUCCGGAUGUUUAUACGAAAAAUAUUAUCGAUAAAGCUUGUAAGACUCUUCGAAUAUCGGAAAAACAAUUAUUAUUGGGCAUUGGUGAAUCAUUUGUCACAUUUAUUGGACGUUAUGGUUAUGAUGUUGUUUUAUCCGCAUUAGGACGAGAAUUUAGCGAUUUUCUAAACAGUUUAGAUGAUCUACAUGAAUAUCUACGGCUUAGUUAUCCACGAUUGAAACCACCAUCAUAUUUUUGUGAUAAUGAAAAUGAAUAUGGUCUUAUAUUACAUUAUCGAACGAAACGUAAUUUUCUACUUUGGUAUACGGUUGGCCAAAUACUUAAAGUGGCUAAAUUAUUCUAUUCAACCGAUGUUGAAGUUGAAUUAUUAAGCGAAAAUCAAGAAAUCAAUGAAUAUCAUUUCAUACUUCAGCUACAUUUUGAUAAUCGUGUCUAUUUGGAACGUUUACGUAAUGGUAUCGGUGAAUAUCAACAUUCUAGAUGUUUAUCACGAUUAUCUGUCAAUUCACCAUUGUUAUUCAAUAAUAAUAAUAAUAAUAACAGUAACAAUAGCAACAAUAAUCAAAAUAAAAAUGAUUUAUCAAUAAUCAAUAAUCGUGAAAGUCCAAUUGGAAUCAAUUAUCAAUGUCCAUCACAAUAUCAUCAUUCUAAUUCACAUCAUCAUAAUCAAAUGAUGAUUUGCCGUGCUGUAUCACCAUCAUCAUCACAAUCAUUAUCAUCAUUAGUAGCAUCACCAUCACCAACACAAUUUUAUUCAUUAAAUAAUUCAUUGGAACACAUGAAUCUAUCACCAAUUACAUUGGAAGCAUUUAUGGAUAUAUUUCCAUUUAGUAUUGUAUUUGAUUCAAAUAUGAAAAUCUGUCAGAUUGGAAGUUGUUUAAAGAUGGUUUGUUCAAAUAUUUUGGGACAAAAUUUGACGAAAAUAUUUUCAUUAAUUAAACCGAAAAUUGAUUUCAAUUGGGAAUCGAUACUACGACAUACGAAUACGACAUUUGAAUUGAAAUUGGAUAUAUUACUUAAAAGUGGAAAUAAUAGUAGCCGUAUUAUACGUGAAUUACGUAAUAUAAGUCGAUCAAAUCUAGCUGAUUAUGAAAUGAUGAAUAGAAGUGAUGUAGAAAUUGCACGUGAAGUACGAUAUCAAGAAGAAUAUGGUAAUCUGCCACAUCAUGUUACAGUGAUUAAUGAUUCAUCACCUAUUGGUGAUAAUCCAUCAUUCUUGAAGUUGAAAGGACAAAUGAUUUAUUUUGAUUGCUGGAAAUGUAUAUCAUUUUUGGGUGCACCAAAUGUGGCUAACCUGGAUACGUUGAUUAAAACUGGAUUAUAUCUGAAUGAUUUAAGUAUGCAUGAUUUCUCUCGUGAUAUGGUAUUGGCUGGACAACAACAAAGUGCUGAAUUAAAAUUAGCACUUGAUCAAGAAUUACGUAAAAGUCGUCAAUUAGAGAUAACCAUUAGAAAAUUGGAUGAAGAACGACGUCGAUCAGAUGAAUUACUUUAUCAAAUGAUCCCUAAAAAGAUUGCCGAUAAAUUACGUGUUGGUGAGAAAAAUAUCGAAACAUGCCAGUAUUUCUCAUCGGUUACAAUACUAUUUUCGGAUAUUAUAAAUUUUACUGAAAUUUGUAGUAAAAUUGCACCAAUGGAUGUGGUCAAUAUGCUCAAUGAAACAUAUACAUGUUUUGAUCGUUUAACGGAAAAACAUGAUAUUUAUAAAGUAGAAACCGUUGGUGAUGCUUAUAUGAUUGCCGGUGGUCUGCCUGUCCAUCAGGAGGAAAGUAGUUAUAAUCAUGCACGUAAAGUUUGUCUUGCCGCUAGAGAUAUGAUACAUGCAUGUUAUCAGAUUCGUGAUCCAUCACGUGGUAGACAUAUCAAAAUUCGUAUCGGUAUUCAUACAGGACCUGUUGUCGGAGGUAUUGUUGGUCAAAAAAUGCCAAGAUAUUGUUUAUUUGGUGAUACGGUAAAUACAUCAAGUCGUUUAGAGACAACAAGUGCCAAAAUGAAGAUACAGAUAAGUGAAGUGACACAACGAUUAUUGGAUCCAAAUGAAUGGAUCAUUCGAGAACGUGGUACAAUACGUUUGAAAGGCAAAGGAAUGAUGAAAACAUAUUGGCUUGAAUAUCGUAAAGAUCGUAUGAAUAAAAAUCAAUUGGAUAGCCGAUUGAAAAAUGUAUCAGACAAUGAUGAUGAUAUUAGUGAUGUUGAUCAA
Molecule: messenger RNA, 2450 nt
Organism: Dermatophagoides farinae (American house dust mite)
Lineage: Eukaryota; Metazoa; Arthropoda; Arachnida; Sarcoptiformes; Pyroglyphidae
Source: RefSeq, a predicted model, not a curated record